Lodderomyces margitis is the source of this 774-nucleotide messenger RNA. RefSeq names its product Nat2p (gene NAT2). Lineage: Eukaryota; Fungi; Ascomycota; Pichiomycetes; Serinales; Debaryomycetaceae. The record is from RefSeq and is a predicted model, not a curated record. The transcript has a single exon. Gene Ontology annotation, cellular component: mitochondrion. The coding region runs from base 1 to 774 and encodes 257 amino acids.
AUGUACCCAUUUAGACCUAUAGCCUCAAUGCGGUCAUUGUUCCGCAUUAGAACCACACCAAUACCACUAUCAUCAUCGCCCACGCGAACCUACAUCAACUUAUUGCGCAAUUCAAUCAAAACUCCAUUCAAACGUACCUCAUUCAGGUUCAACUCUACGUCUUCAACAGCCCGCAAUGCCACUCAUACACCUCCUCCUCCAAAAGGAAAGAAACCACAGGGUAUUAGAGCCUUGAUGAAAGAAUACGGGUACCCUGCAUUAGCAGUCUACUUGGCCCUUUCCAUGAUUGAUUUGCCGAUAUGUUAUGUGCUUGUUCAUUCAAUGGGACAAGAUAAGAUCCAGUAUUAUGAAAACAAGGUGAAGCAAACUUUCGGAUAUGGGGUCAGUGAUGAUGAGUUGAAGCAUCAGCAAGAUGUACAAAAAAUCGAAGCUAGAAUUGAUCAAGAUGAUAAUGCAAUUGAACAAGAGCAAAAAGCAACUCAAGAUCAAAGUACACUUCAUUAUAUAAUGAGCCAAUUUUCAUGGACUGAGUUUGCUAUUGCUUAUGGAUUACACAAGAGUUUGAUCUUCAUUAGAUUGCCGAUAACGGCAGCGAUUACUCCUGGAGUAGUCAAAUUGUUGAGAGGUUGGGGAUUUAGAAUCGGUACGGAUAAAUUGAGUACUACUGCUAAUUUGGCUAAGGAUUUAGCCAAGAGUGGGUAUAAGGACAUCACGGCUAGUAGUGCCAAAUUUGGCACUAAACCCGGUAAGAGAAAGUGGUGGUGGUUUUUCUAA